GUUUUGAAAACAGCCUCAACACGAAUUACCUACCGUUUGCCCUGCAGCGGCGAUCGACUGUGGUUGCCAGCGCCCCAGCGCCAGGAUCUGCCUCUAGGAUCCCGGAGUCGCCCAGCACCAACAUCAGCAGCAGCAUCAACAUCAACAAUAGCAACAGCCAAUCCAGCAGCAACAGCCAGAUUAGCGGCAGUGGAGACAGUCUCAGCUGGCGGCAGCAAUCCUGGCUAGACAGGAACCCCUUGGCCACCUCAGACGUAACCGGAACCAUGUCGAUGAACACCACCUUCGACUCGGCCAGCCUGCCCAGCAUGAGCAUGGACCACUCGCUGACGGAAAAAUCGCAGUUGGUCAAGGAGGGCUGGCUGAUGAAGCGGGGCGAGCACAUCAAGACCUGGCGACAGCGCUACUUUUGCCUCCACUCCGACGGUCGUUUGACGGGCUAUCGCAGCAAGCCGGCGGACAGCACCAGCACAACUUCGGAUUCGCUGCUCAACAACUUCACGGUGCGCGGCUGCCAGAUCAUGACCGUGGAUCGACCUAAACCCUUCACCUUCAUCAUUCGCGGCCUGCAGUGGACUACGGUCAUCGAGCGCACAUUCGCCGUGGACACGGAACUGGAGCGCCAGGCCUGGACAGAGGCCAUCCGCAACGUGUCCAGCCGACUCAUUGAUGUGGGCGAGGUGGCCAUGUCGCCGUCGGUGCAGACAGACAUGACCGACGUGGACAUGGCCGGAAUCGCCGAGGUGGAGCUCUCUGAGCAGUUCUCUGUCAAGGGAACCACCUGCAACAGCAGCGGCGUUAAGAAAGUGACUUUAGAGAAUUUUGAGUUCCUAAAGGUGCUCGGCAAGGGCACAUUCGGUAAGGUUAUCUUGUGCCGCGAGAAGGCCACCGCCAAGCUGUAUGCGAUCAAAAUUCUCAAAAAGGAGGUCAUCAUCCAGAAGGACGAGGUGGCCCACACCCUGACCGAAAGUCGUGUGCUCAAGUCCACAAAUCACCCGUUCCUCAUUUCACUUAAAUAUUCUUUUCAAACCAACGACCGCCUGUGCUUUGUGAUGCAGUACGUGAACGGGGGCGAGCUCUUCUGGCAUUUGAGCCACGAACGCAUCUUCACAGAGGACCGCACCCGCUUUUACGGCGCAGAGAUAAUUUCGGCCCUUGGCUAUCUGCACUCACAGGGCAUCAUCUACCGCGACUUGAAGCUGGAGAAUCUUUUGCUGGACAAAGAUGGCCACAUCAAGGUCGCCGACUUCGGUCUGUGCAAGGAGGACAUCACCUAUGGCCGCACGACGAAAACCUUCUGCGGCACACCGGAAUAUCUAGCUCCGGAAGUAUUAGACGACAAUGACUAUGGCCAGGCGGUUGACUGGUGGGGCACCGGCGUGGUUAUGUAUGAGAUGAUCUGUGGUCGACUUCCCUUUUACAAUCGUGAUCAUGAUGUGCUCUUCACAUUGAUUUUGGUGGAGGAAGUCAAGUUCCCACCCAAAAUUACAGAUGAGGCGAAAAAUCUGCUGGCAGGCCUGCUAGCCAAGGAUCCCAAAAAGCGCUUAGGCGGUGGCAAGGAUGAUGUCAACGAGAUAAAAGCUCAUCCCUUCUUUGCGAGUAUUAACUGGACAGAUCUGGUGCUGAAAAAGAUUACGCCGCCUUUCAAGCCUCAGGUCACUUCCGAUACGGAUACGAGGUACUUCGACAAAGAGUUUACGGGAGAGAGUGUGGAGCUUACGCCGCCGGAUCCCACCGGACCGUUAGGCUCCAUAGCCGAAGAGCCGCUUUUCCCGCAGUUCAGCUACCAAGGGGACAUGGCCUCCACGUUGGGCACCUCGUCGCACAUUAGUACUUCCACAAGUCUCGCAUCGAUGCAAUAGAACAAGUUUACAAACUUUUACAAGCACACAUCAUGUUCUGCUUCAUCACCUAUUACUAUACAAUACCUAUAACAUAUAGAAAUGGGAAAAAGAAAACAAAAAGCAAGAAUAUAUUAAAAAAUAAUUAUACCAUGAUAACGAAGGCAUGCAAAGGGUUUUCUUGCUAGUUUAUAUACACCAAUAACAAGAGAAUUCAAUUGAUAGUAACUUAUUUUUUUAUAAAGAAAAAGGGAACGUUAAACGAAAGGGAAGCAGCUGACGCCGAGGAAAAUAAUUUACUACAUAUGAUUAUACAUAUUAAUUUAUAUAUAUAUAUAUAUAUAUACAAAUAUAUAUAUACACAUACUUAUAUAUACAUAUAAAUAUAACACUUGGGGCUGUUCGCUCGAAGUGAUUAGUUAAUUUUAAACGCAAGUAAAACAUUUAACCAAGCGGCACAGAGACGGUGCGUUUUAGCAGUAGGAGAAUGGCAUGCCUGUUAGAAUCUGUUAAGCAAACGCUUCGUCUUAGGGCCGCUUAAGCUGAUUGAUUAUACAGACUAUUCACGCAGACAGCACUCACACACA
Messenger RNA from Drosophila elegans, 2428 nucleotides. RefSeq names its product RAC serine/threonine-protein kinase (gene Akt). The transcript is spliced from 6 exons. Bases 267 to 1862 code for a protein of 531 amino acids. Gene Ontology annotation, molecular function: protein serine/threonine kinase activity; ATP binding. The record is from RefSeq and is a predicted model, not a curated record. Gene Ontology annotation, biological process: protein phosphorylation. Lineage: Eukaryota; Metazoa; Arthropoda; Insecta; Diptera; Drosophilidae.